This is a messenger RNA of Aspergillus affinis, 873 nucleotides long. Its product is annotated as phosphotransferase family protein. NCBI's taxonomy places the organism in Eukaryota, Fungi, Ascomycota, Eurotiomycetes, Eurotiales, Aspergillaceae. The transcript has a single exon. The coding region runs from base 1 to 873 and encodes 290 amino acids. The record is from RefSeq and is a predicted model, not a curated record.
AUGGAACGGAUCUGCGCCGUCACGAACGCAGCUGUCGGCGUGAAAUUCACGCCCUCGUUGAGCGAGAAUCCACCGCCACUUGUCCCUGUGGAACAGAUCCGCAAGGGUCUGAAUAUCUGUCCGCAUCGGCUAAAUGGCUGUUUUCUAUUAGAGCUGGACGCGGCGACGAUUCUGAAAGUCGGGGAGACGGUACGCAUGGGGGAAGCGGAGGCUAUGAUUCUGGUCCGGAAGCAGACGUCGGUCCCCGUGCCCCGGGUCUUGAAUGCGUAUGUGAUCGAGGAGGUAGGGUUCAUCGUGAUGGAAAAGGUUCCCGGCGACGAACUUGCGGAGAAUCUACCCCGCGCGAUCAAGGAGUCCCUAGCGGGGGAAUUACGGGGGUAUAUACAGCAGUGGCGCCAGAUCCGGGGCCCCUUCUUUGGCACGGUCGAUGGCGGUCCGUGUCAGGACGUAGUCUUCAAGCAUGCCUGGGAGAACAAGGAAUAUGACUACGGGCCGUUCACCUCCCGCGGGGAUUUCAAUCUCGGCAUGGUCGAGGCCUUGAGGAAGUCGAGGCCUAAUCUAACGCUGGAGACGCAGGAGGACGCCCUCUUUGCCGAGGAGCUCCUCGGGUCCGGGGCUGACCAGACAGACACCAGGAUAUUCACCCACGGCGAUUUGGACCAGUCGAAUAUUAUGGUUCGGGACGGGAGAAUCUCGGGCAUCAUCGACUGGGGGGCUGCGGGCUAUAGCGUGCCGGAGAGGGAGUACUUUGGCCUGCGGUGGCCAACGCUAGAUCUAGAUUGGCGCGAGCUCUCCACGACCAUCCUACCGCCGGACGGAUACGAAUUUUGGAAAAACGUCAACCGCGAGAUGAUGCGAUACACAUGUAUCUAG